Molecule: messenger RNA, 3690 nt
Organism: Tachysurus fulvidraco (yellow catfish)
Lineage: Eukaryota; Metazoa; Chordata; Actinopteri; Siluriformes; Bagridae
Gene: rnf170
Product: ring finger protein 170
Exons: 7
Coding region: 160-966 (268 amino acids)
Molecular function (GO): ubiquitin protein ligase activity
Source: RefSeq, a predicted model, not a curated record
AUUUAUGCUCGCUAACUAGGGCACUUCAUAGGGACACGAGAUGCAUUUAGGUUGCGGCCGCUUGUAUUUGAUAGUUUACAUGGCUGUUUGGUUGUUGUGUUUGAGGCUUAAUUUCGUUUAACAGAAUUGGAUUAUGAACUCAUGCUAUGAGCAGGCGGAAUGGAAAAGACAGACUGUCCGGAUGCAAAUCCUUCCAUCCCUGAUGAGCUCUCACUUAUCGAGGGUGUCAGUGACCCGGUGCUGCUUGUGGUCAUCCUGUGUGUGACGUUCCUGGCUUGUCUGGCCACACUGCUGUGCAGGAAUGAGCAGCAGAGGAUCCACCCCGAGAAUCAAGAGCAAGUCCGAGCAGUUCGGCAGCAGCUACAGACUGAGCAGGAAGCAGCAUCCCCAUCACAGAGACAUCAGUACUACUCAGACAUGUCCUGUCCGGUGUGUCUCCAGCAGGCCGUUCUCCCCGUGGAGACUAACUGUGGUCAUCUUUUCUGUGGUUCCUGUAUUAUUGCCUACUGGCGCUACGGCACGUGGCUCGGAGCCAUCAGCUGUCCCAUCUGCAGACAAAUAGUGACUCUGCUGUUCCCGCUUUUCCGUGGCACGGAGCAGAGAGCUCAGACGCAAGGAGACGGACAGCCCUACGCGAACCAGAUCCUCGACGAUGUCAACGAUUACAACCGCAGGUUCUCGGGACAGCCCAGAUCUCUCCUGGACCGUUUGCGUGACGUCCCCACUCUCCUCCGCCAUGCCUUCAGGGAGAUGUUCUCUGUCGGCGGACUCUUCUGGAUGUUCCGUAUCCGGAUCCUGUUGUGCCUGGUGGGGGCGCUGACCUACCUAGCCUCUCCGCUCGACUUCAUUCCCGAGGCUCUGUUCGGCUUGCUCGGCUUCAUGGACGACUUCUUCGUCAUCCUCCUCCUCUUUAUCUACAUCUCUAUCAUGUACAGGGAGGUGGUGACACAGAGGCUGAACGGCUGAGCGCAACACUCAACUGUGAUCAGUUUUAAAGGGUUUACAGUUUUAUCACUGUGUGUGUGUGUGUGUGUGUGUGUGCGUCGACGAGUGAGCGUCAUAUAAUAAUCAGCUUAGAUAAGCGAGCUCAGUUCCUUAUCAAAUACAUGCUGCAUGUAGGAGGUUUGUUUGUUUGUUUGUUUGUUUGUUUGUUUGUUUUUGUUUGUUUGUUUUUCAGUAGAAAUGAUCUUGAUUGGCUGGCAGGAGUCAACGAAACAAAGCUAGCGAUAUCACAUUACGCAAGCGCUGAGUAAGAUAUCGACAUCACUGAAACGCUAGCUCAUACCGACAGCUUUUCGCUAGCGCUAAUGUCUAAUUCACAUCGUUAUGACUUUUAGGUUUGUGUGGGAAUUUCUAGUUAAGUGUCAUAAAAUGAAUUAAAUCCCUAAUAUGUUUGUUACAGAGGCUCUAUAUCUUAACCGGUCUACGUUGGUAAUAAGUCAGUUUAUAGGGGCGAUUUGUCAUCUUUAGAGCUUUUUUUUUUUUUUUUGCUUUGUUUAUAAUUUGUGUUUUGUGGUGUUUUUUAUUGAAAUUUUUUUUUCUAGAAAAAAAAAACCUGCUUAAAUCUGUGAAAUUGCAUUUCUCAUUCGCUAACUAGGAUGUUUGAGUUUCAAGAUCAGCAUUGAACCAGUCAUGAUUAUUUCUGUAAACAUUUCAAUAACGAAACCUCCGUUUUUAGUUUCUAAAACUUUGUGGUUAAAACCAUGAUGAUCCGAAAUGCCAUGGAUUUACAUAUCAUAUUUAAAUAUUAUAUUUACGUACGAUCUUUACGUAUUAUAUUCCAAUUGUACAUUUUGUAUUACCCUUGCCAUGAUAUUUGGCAUGUUUCUCAUCCAUAGCAUCAUACAUAAGCACCUCAUAAGGUACUUAUAAAUAUAUAUAACCUUAAAAACUAAAUGACACGAACGCAUACGUUCUUUGUUUGAGUAAACAUUUAAAGCUAUAGUUAAUGUUUCAAUUUAUAACAUAAUAACUAUUACUUUUUUCCGAAAGUGCUUAUAAAGGCUUUAUGCAGCUUUAUACUCUACACACUAUCCUUAAAUGUUUACACCUCAAAACUUUAUUUUUUUAUUUUAUUUUUUUUUUAAUAAAUUUAAAAGAUAUAAUCUAAUAUUUUAUUCACGAAUUUUCCUGAUGGCUCAAAGCUAACGAUCUGCCGUUUUCUGCUUCUCGACGUCAUGAUGAAGAAAAUAAACUUCUAUAACAGGAAGAAAUGACAGAUUAAAUACAAUGUGUGAACCCAUGUCAUUUAAGAGCUUCUUUGGCUGUCAUAGUUCACGCACCGCAAGUGGAACUGGGCCACAAAAUCACAUUUCUGAUAUAACCUGAAAGGCUAAGCUGUGAAUUCGUAUUAAUGCGUAGGCAGAACGCGGCGGGUUUAAAAAGUCAUCUUUCCACCAGCGCUUGAAGCAGAAUGGAAAGAUCGCUUCCACAGAAGAUGAGACUGCUUUCAUGCGAAAUGCUCAGAUGGGCACUGGGGAAAACCAGAACAGCGCAGACAAAAACAAUUAAGAAUCUUCCAGAACCUUGAGCAGCUGGGAGUUUCCAUAAAAAAAUAAAUAAAUAAAAAAAAAAGACUUAAAAGUUUGGGUGAAUAAAAAGAAAGAAAGAUCCCUUCUGUUUCGGGACGUGUAGAAACCCUGCGCUUAUACAUUGAUUUGCAGUUAAAUUUAAAUGAGUCAGAAAAUUGUAACUUAACAGGAUGUUUGUUUUGGGGGAACGAGGGUUGAUAAGGGCUUAAUGACGCCCACGUAAGCCCUUUAAGACAAGAACCGUAUUUCCGUCCAAAUGUUUAUUAAGUCUCGUUACAUUACGGAAGGCAUCAUCACUUAAAAAAAGAUUCGAUUAUUUUAUUUACUUUAGUUAAAGACUGCUUUAUUUCAAGGUGACACAGAACCUACGUCAAGUGACAUAGAUCUAUUAGAGAAAGAGAAAAUCCUCUCAAUUUGAUGAAUCUGCUUCUGAACGUUUCAGGAAGACUUAUAACAUUAUUAUGACAAAGCCAUGACAGCACUCUGUACUUUCUCUGGCUUUCAAUUUGAGUUUUUGGUGUUAUGAUGCCUUAUAACAGCCAUUUGUCAACACAGCUAUAUGUCACUUAAUGCAGGUGUUACAAAGGUCAACACUUUAUACAGUAUGAACUGUAAUGACAGCAAUCAGAGUAAGCAUUUAUAAUUACAGAAUACAUUAUGUCACUUAUUUCAGAAAAGGCUUAUGUAGGUUUUAUGUCACCCAUAUGAACACUAAACGUUUAAAGGAAAAUUUGCUCAUAAUCAUUAUGAAAAUGCUGUUUAUUUUAGUUAUAAUGCGUAAUCCAGUGUUUUGCCAGUUACUGCUCUGCUGAUGGCUGGAGAGUGAGCUGUGUACCGCAUGCACACUUGUGUUCAUAAGGCAGUACUGAUAUGAUUAUAAGCAGGCAUCAUUCUAAAUAAUAAAUAACACUCAUGAUGCCCUAAUGAACACAUUUAAGGCCAGGGUUAUUCUGUUGUAUCCUAAGCCGUACCAGAUGAUCGAGAUCCACUCAGUAACCGUGCUACAGAUCAUCCAUGUGAUAUAUCCUGGUGUCUGAAAAACAAAGCUCAUGAAGCUGUGGAUCUUUUGCACAACAUGCUGUGCCUUGACUCUGAGACAACCACUGGAUCGGGAACUUGACUGAACAAACCAUUACAAAUAAAAUAUUUGCAACAACGA